Messenger RNA from Aaosphaeria arxii CBS 175.79, 1400 nucleotides. RefSeq names its product GroES-like protein. The coding region runs from base 274 to 1311 and encodes 345 amino acids. Lineage: Eukaryota; Fungi; Ascomycota; Dothideomycetes; Pleosporales. Gene Ontology annotation, molecular function: oxidoreductase activity. The record is from RefSeq and is a predicted model, not a curated record. The transcript has a single exon.
GUUGCGAUUCGAGGGCAGGGCUGACGUCUUGCGUGCGCAGUGGAUUGUAGUCGUGUUUGAGAUGAGUGAGGUGGGGAUGGGAGAUGAGGGAAGGGGAGGAUAUAAGUAUGUUGGGUUGGAAGGGGUUGAGGUUUCUUAUCAUCUCACUACUCAUAACAAUUACAAGAUUCAUAUAACUACAUCUUCCAAACAAUCUUCGAAGCACUCAAGAUUUAUAUCAUCGACAUAUCAAAUUCUUAGCAUUAUAUCAUCGACAUCACUAUAUCAUUCACAAUGUCUAUCCCCAACCGCAAGGUCGUCAUCUCCGCUGCUGGAGGCCCCGAAGUCGUCUCCGUCCAGGACAGCGAGCUGCCCGCCCCCAAGAAGGGUGAAGUCCGCGUCAAACUCCUCUACUCAGUCUUCGGCGGAUCCGAUAUCAACAUGCGAAACGGCACAUAUCCCAUGCAGGAGAAGGCACCACUUACUACUGGCUACGUCUCGGUUGGAGUCGUGGAUCUGAACGGCAAGGACAGCCACAAACUCCAGCCCGGCGAUCUCGUCUGCUGUCUCUCCGUCUACGGCGGACAACAAUACUACACCAACCUCCCCGAGCCAUUCAUCGUCCCGGUUCCUAAAGGUAUCAGGCUCGAUCAAGCUGCCGCUAUGGUUCUCGACUGGACGACAGCCUACGGAAUGGCGUUCCGCACCGCAAAGCUCCAGAAAGGCCACAAGGUCUUCGUCCACGGUCUGAGCGGCUCAGUUGGCAACGCCUUAUUGCAGCUCUGCAAGAUUCAAGGCGCAGAGGUUUACGGAACAGCAUCGGAAUCGCAAUUCGAUGCUCUGCGCGCUCAAGGCGCUCACCCAUUUGUGUACACCAACAAGGACUGGAUCCAAGCGAUGAAAGACAUGGGUGGCGCGCACGCCGUCUUCGAUCCCCUCGGCUUCGAGUCCUUCGACGAGUCCUGGUCGAUCUUGUCCCGCGACAAUGGCCACUUGAUCGGCUAUGGGUCCAACGGUGCUAGCCUCAACGGCAAGCCUAGGUCCCAGGCGGCAGCGUACGCGGAUAUUGCGAAGCUGAUGGCGAGGAAGCUUGUGCCUUUCUGUCCGUUCAAUGCGAGCUUCUUCUACGUCGAUAGGACGCAGAGUACUUUCGUCCCGGAAUUGCUCAAGUGCUUCGACUUGCAGGUUAAGGGUGAGGUGGAUGUCAAGAUCAAGAAGACGAUUUCGCUGGAGGAGGUGCCGCAGAUGCAUAAGGAUUGGACGAAGACAAAGGGUGUUGGGACUGUGGUGGUCAAGUUGCCGUACGCGGACGAGUACCUUGGUGGACGAUGAGCAGUCAUUGGAUCUGCUUUCUGUUUUGAAUUUUUGCGUUCAUCCUUUGCCGCGGUUUAGAUUGUAAAUACCCUCUAGUUUAUGAGAUU